AUGGGCGUGUGUGAGUCCAUCCAAGCAAAGAGAGCUGGCGAAGGCCUUUUCAUAUCAAAGAAAAUCGACAAAGAAUUGAAACCUAAAGAUAUCGGAACCAUGGAACAAAAGUUGCUACUGCUCGGACCAGGUGAAAGUGGAAAGAGCACAUGUCUGAAGCAAUUGAAGUAUGUUUACGUAUCCAUUGAAAUCUAUUUGUAUGUGAAGGUUUGCUAUCCCUCUCAGGAGUAUACUCGACAUUUUCGACCUGGUUUAUAUGAUUGA
Molecule: messenger RNA, 264 nt
Organism: Angiostrongylus costaricensis
Lineage: Eukaryota; Metazoa; Nematoda; Chromadorea; Rhabditida; Metastrongylidae
Source: the annotation of a GenBank genome assembly